Molecule: messenger RNA, 351 nt
Organism: Trypanosoma rangeli
Lineage: Eukaryota; Euglenozoa; Kinetoplastea; Trypanosomatida; Trypanosomatidae
Exons: 1
Coding region: 1-351 (116 amino acids)
Source: RefSeq, a predicted model, not a curated record
AUGAGCCUAAAUGAUCGGCCUUGGUCUAAGCAGGUUACACGCCUGAGUAAAGAACUAUUGCAGGAUACCCUUCUUGGAGGUUCAGCCGCCCCGUUCCACCUCGAUGCGCGUAUGGCAUCCAUUGAACGGUACCGUAUGAAAAAAGAAUCUGUGGCGGGUGUUGAGAGCUCUGCACCAGUACCCUCCUCGGACCCACCCUUCCCGAGAUCCGGGAAAACAAACUUUGUAUCGAUGCUGUACGCGUCGGUGAGCCCCACACAAGCAUCACAGUCCUCGUCACCGUCUUAUUCCUCCGAGGGACAACCUCCCGGCGAAUUAGACGGUACUUGUACAUGCGUUGCGUCACAAUAG